GCAUUUCCGAGCCGUCGGGGUCUGGCGGGGACGCGCCCUGGUUGGAGUGCCCAGACGGCGACCUGGGCUCCGUGCUGCUGGCCGACCUGUGGCAGGAGGUGCGCGACAGCGGCAUGUUCGACGGCGCGCCGGAGGACCCUCUGGAGUCCAUCAUGCCCUUCUCCCCCUGCAGCCCGCUGCUCAAGCGCCUGCGCCGGCGGAUCGCCGAGACGCCCGAAGGGGAUAUCGCCGAGAUUGGGGGCCAGGACAGGGUGCGCGUCAAGGCGGAGACGCCGGAUCAAACAAUGGUGGGGAGGAAAAAUCGAAAGAUGGAAAAUUCGAAGGCGCGUGGCAGGGGGUGUGGGCCGAUGGGAGAGGGGGAAGGGGAGGGGAUCGUUAGGGAGUUGUGCAGCCCAUCGGAGCCAGGGUCUUAUUUUGACUGGACGGGCCACAGGCCGGACACGCCCACCGGGGGGGGGCUCGGGACGGGGCCGGAAGUCCUGACCCCCCCCGGCCGGGUGAAGACGAUCGCAGGAAGAUUUGGGCGUCAUGAUCUGGAGGGGCUGCUGAGGACACCCAGGGACAAGAUGAUCGGCGGGUGGGGGAGGGGCGAGGGAGGGGCCUCGGGCCCGGUGCGCAGGGGCACCGGGGAGAGGAUCGUCAGGAAGGGUUCCCGGGCGACGAAGAAGAAGUGCGAUCUGGUGACCCCCAAGCAGGACUGUGGGGUGGUGGAAGGGGGCGAAUCUACUGGGGCUGGGGUGGCAGAGGAGGAGGUUGGUCCAUCUGGAGGGCAUGCGGGGUGGGAAGGGGUGCAUGGAGGUGCCUGGUCGCACCCCAGCGCCCUGAGAUUUGAUUGGGAGGAGCAUGAUGGCGGUGAGUGCAUGGGGGAGGACGCAUCAGGUGUGCAGAUGUUUCCCCAGAUGGGGAUGGCGCACCAGGGGCUGGGGGACGAGGGGUUGGAGCCCAUGGUGGACGUGAGUAACCUGCCGCUGCCGUUCUGCCCAGAUGAUGUGCUGAAAGGGGGAGGGGAGACCGGGCUGGCCGGCGGGGGGCUGACAGAGCCCGUGCUGGGGCAGCCAGUGUUUGGUGGCAUCCUGGGCAGCCCACAGGCGGGUAUCGAGCUGGAGACUGCCAUAGGCGACAUUCUGGCGGCCUUUGAACAUAUGAGCCCAAUCAAAGGGGAGGCUGACGAAGAGAACAAUCAAGGGGGAUCGAAUUAUGCAUUUGCGUGCGGGGCAGUCAGCAUGGACACAGGGGACACAGAUGGGAGGGCAGCCUUUGGAGAGGAUGGUGGGGAGGAGGUGGUGUCUCCAGAGAGGCGGCGCAAGGCAUCACGCACUUCAAGGAGCACCGGCUCAAAAGGAACUGGCAGGUCCAAGGGACUGAAGCAGAUCAGCCUGAAGUUGAUGGCAGCAUUGGAGGCACACCACGGAGGCUGCUGCAACUCAGUGGCCGACGAUCUGAUCCUGGAGAUGGCGUCAUCGACGGGAGGCAAGGAAGAAAAGACGGCAAAAGGAGGCAAGGGAAGCAAGGGAGAAAGAGGAGGCAGGGUGGGGAGUGGGGAGCCAAACAGUGACUGCGACAACCUGCGGAGGCGGGUGUAUGAUGUGCUCAAUGUGUUUGAUGCCUUGGGGCUCGUGAGGAAGGACGGCAGGCGGAUAUACUGGGAGGGCAAGCCCUUGGACGGCGACCCAAGGGCCGUGCAGUUGAAGCGGGAAAAAUGUGAGAUGGAGGAGGUGGUCAAGCAGAAAAAGAGCGAGCUGGCUGACCUCGUGGACCAGUACACAGCCCUGUACGGGAUUGCCACACGGAACGCCGAAGCCCCCAUCGAGUCGUGCCCGCCGGACAAGAGGCUGCUGGCACUGCCAUUUGUGAUCAUCCAGGCGCCCUCUGAUGGGCCUGUGGACAUCAAAAUCGCCGACGAUCUCAAACGGGUCACCAUGGGCUGCAUGGAUGGCCAGUUUGUCAUCCACGACGACAUGUGGGUGCUGAAGAACAUGGCCACGCGGAACCUGCCCAACUGGAUGCAGCCGGGGGAUUGA
Ostreobium quekettii is the source of this 2021-nucleotide messenger RNA. The record is from the annotation of a GenBank genome assembly. NCBI's taxonomy places the organism in Eukaryota, Viridiplantae, Chlorophyta, Ulvophyceae, Bryopsidales, Ostreobiaceae.